This is a messenger RNA of Aptenodytes forsteri (emperor penguin), 564 nucleotides long. Its product is annotated as C-C chemokine receptor type 5. Gene Ontology annotation, molecular function: chemokine receptor activity. The record is from RefSeq and is a predicted model, not a curated record. The transcript has a single exon. The annotation marks the transcript as partial. Lineage: Eukaryota; Metazoa; Chordata; Aves; Sphenisciformes; Spheniscidae. Gene Ontology annotation, biological process: immune response; G protein-coupled receptor signaling pathway; chemotaxis. Gene Ontology annotation, cellular component: membrane; cytoplasm.
CACACCAUGGAAAACUAUACCAUGGACUUAGCCGACUGGCCACUGACAACAGAAUUUGACUACAGCGAUUCAACGCCAUGCCCAGGAACUGAGGAAAAACACUUUGCAGCAAAACUUCUGCCACCGCUUUAUUCUUUGGUGGUGAUAUUUGGCCUCACGGGCAACAUGCUUGUUGUCCUUAUCCUGGUAAAAUACAAGAGAUUGAAGAGUAUGACUGACAUCUACCUGCUCAAUUUGGCAAUUUCUGAUUUGCUGUUUGUAUUUUCUCUCCCUUUUUGGGCUUAUUAUGCUGUUCACGACUGGAUUUUUGGGGAAGCGCUGUGUAGAAUUCUCUCAGGUGUCUACCUGCUUGGCUUCUACAGCGGGAUCUUUUUCAUAAUCCUGUUGACCCUAGACAGGUAUCUGGCCAUAGUGCAUGCAGUGUUUGCUUUAAAAGCUAGGACAGUUACCUACGGCAUCCUCACCAGCGCUGUCACUUGGGCUGUUGCUAUUUUUGCUUCUGUUCCUGGGAUAGUAUUUCACAAAACUCAAAAGGAAAAUUCACGUUAUACUUGCAGUGCUCAU